This is a messenger RNA of Aspergillus niger, 3159 nucleotides long. RefSeq lists its product as uncharacterized. Gene Ontology annotation, molecular function: protein binding; mRNA binding. The record is from RefSeq and is a predicted model, not a curated record. Gene Ontology annotation, cellular component: DSIF complex. Lineage: Eukaryota; Fungi; Ascomycota; Eurotiomycetes; Eurotiales; Aspergillaceae. Gene Ontology annotation, biological process: regulation of transcription by RNA polymerase II; transcription elongation by RNA polymerase II; transcription elongation-coupled chromatin remodeling. The transcript is spliced from 5 exons. Bases 1 to 3159 code for a protein of 1052 amino acids.
AUGUCUCGAAACGUGCUAGACCAAGACUUCGGGUCUGAAGAGGAGGACGACGACUUCAACCCCGCUCCUGCGGAUGACUCCGGGGAUGAAGAUACUAAGGCUGCGCGUCGCGCUCCAGACGAUGACGACGAUGACGAUGACGAGGAGGAAGUGAACACUGGGCGGAGUGGAAGGCAACGUGCUGGCAGUGAAGACAACGCCGGAAGGGGCGCUGAUGACGAUGAGGAGGGCGAGAAUGACGACGAAGAGGAGGAAGGGGAUGAAGAGGAUGAAGACGAAGAGGAAGAGGAGGAGGAUGAUGACGAGGAUGCCAAUGCUGGACGGCCACGGAAGCGCAGACGCAAAGCCGGUGUGCACUCGUUCUUCGAAGAAGAAGCCGGUGUCGACGAGGAUGAGGAUGAGGCUGAAGAUGACGAGGACGAACUGGCGGAAUUCGGUGGAGAGAUGCACCCGGAUGAUAUGGACGCCCUGCCUGUCGGUGCUGAAACGGACGACCGCCGACACAGACAGCUUGAUCGUCAGCGUGAACUGGCAGCCAGCAUGGAUGCGGAGAAACAGGCACAGAUGCUCAAGGAGCGCUAUGGACGGAACCGCGCUGCGGCUACUGACGCAGUGGUUGUUCCAAAGCGACUGCUUCUUCCUAGUGUGGACGACCCUAGCAUCUGGGGUGUUCGCUGCAAGGCCGGUAAGGAACGUGAAGUCGUAUUCUCAAUCCAGAAGCGUAUUGAAGAGCGACCUCCGGGAUCUCGAAACCCCAUUAAGAUCAUGUCGGCUUUCGAACGUGGGGGUGCUAUGGCCGGUUAUAUCUAUGUUGAGGCGCGCAGGCAGGCCGAUGUCAUGGAUGCACUACAGGACAUGACCAAUGUGUAUCCGAGGACGAAGAUGAUCUUGGUCCCAGUGAGAGAGAUGCCCGACCUCCUUCGAGUACAGAAGUCCGAAGAGCUCAUGCCUGGUGGCUGGGUUCGUAUCAAGCGUGGUAAAUACCAGGGCGAUCUGGCACAGAUUGAGGAAGUCGAAACAAACGGCUUGGCAGUGACAGUGAGACUGAUUCCGCGUUUGGAUUACGGAAUGAACGAAGAUAUCGGUGCCCCUAUUUCCGAUCCGAAGAGGAAGCGCCCUGGCAUGAACCCAGCAGUGGCACGGCCUCCCCAGCGUGCGUUCAGUGAAGCUGAGGCCAAGAAGAAGCAUGCAAAGUACUUGUCUGCCACGUCUGGUUUGGGUGGAAAGUCGUGGAACUAUCUCGGCGAGACAUAUGUGGAUGGCUUCUUGAUCAAGGACUUGAAGGUUCAACAUCUUAUCACGAAGAAUGUCAACCCUCGACUCGAGGAAGUCACCAUGUUUGCUCGCGGCUCCGAGGAUGGCACCUCGAACUUGGAUCUGGCUUCCUUGGCUGAGACGCUGAAGAAUUCUGCUGCUGAAGACUCCUACCUGCCCGGUGACCCGGUGGAAGUGUUCCGAGGUGAACAGCAGGGCUUAAUCGGUCGCACAAGUUCUACUCGAGGAGACAUCGUGACUCUGCUGGUUACGGAGGGCGAUCUGGCUGGGCAGACAAUCGAUGCGCCUGUCAAGUCCCUUCGCAAGCGCUUCAGAGAGGGUGACCAUGUCAAGGUUAUUGGCGGCAGCAGAUACCAGGAUGAGCUGGGUAUGGUGGUACAGGUCAAGGACGACACAGUGACAUUGCUUAGCGACAUGAGCAUGCAGGAAAUCACAGUCUUCAGCAAAGAUCUCCGACUAUCUGCUGAGACUGGUGUAGAUGGAAAGCUGGGCAUGUUCGACGUUCACGACUUGGUGCAAUUAGAUGCUGCCACCGUUGCUUGUAUCGUCAAGGUUGACCGGGAGUCCCUGCGAGUACUGGACCAAAACGGCUCUAUCCGGACGAUUCUUCCCACACAAGUCGCGAAUAAGAUCACUCCCCGCAAAGAUGCUGUGGCUACGGAUCGCAAUGGCGCAGAGAUUCGCCAUGGAGAUACGGUUCGCGAGGUCUACGGCGAACAGAGAAACGGCGUGAUUAUCCACAUUCACCGUUCAUUCCUGUUCUUGCAUAACAAAGCACAAGCCGAGAACUCUGGUAUCGUGGUUGUCCGCACCACCAACGUUGUUACCGUCUCAGCCAAGGGCGGCAGAUCCACCGGACCUGAUCUCACAAAGAUGAACCCGGCUUUGAUGAGGAACGGUGUGCCUGGUGGUAUGAUGGGCCCUCCCCAAAAGAGCUUCGGCCGUGACAGAAUGAUCGGUAAGACUGUCAUGGUUCGCAAAGGACCGUUCAAGGGUCUUGUUGGUAUCGUCAAGGACUCUACAGAUAUGCAGGCUCGUGUGGAGCUGCAUUCUAAAAACAAGUUGAUCUCCAUACCCAAGGACAUCCUCGUCGUCAAGGACCCUGUCACAGGACAGACGAUAGACAUGGGUCGUGGCCGGGGAGGACCGCGCGUGCCGCAUGGAGGAUCUGGAGGGCCUCCCUCUGCCUGGCAAGGCGGCCGUACCCCAAUGGGAGCUGGAGAUUCGUCCCGGACGCCAGCCUGGGGCGGUCCCUCAUCAUCAAGAACACCCGCCUGGGCCGGCAUGGGCGGUUCCCGCACCCCAGCCUGGAAGCAAGACGGCUCCCGAACCUCCAAUCCCUACGAUGGCAGCCAAACCGCCUACGGAGGCUUCGGCUCACGUACACCCGCCUGGAAUGCCGGAGCCCGCACUCCCUACGUUGGCUCUGGCAACAGUGACUUCGACGCCUUCGCCGCUGGCUCCCGAACCCCCGCAUGGGGCUCCUCGAACGCCGGUAACCGCACUCCCGCCUGGGCCGGAGCCAGCGCCAGCAACGGCACCAAGGACCGUGGCUACGAUGCUCCAACUCCUGGAGGCUAUUCUGCUCCUACCCCCGGCGCCUACGGAAGCGCACCCACCCCUGGUGUUUCCGCACCCACGCCCGGAGCUUGGGCAGAUAGUGCCCCGACCCCGGGUGCCUUCAACGCGCCCACCCCCGGCGACGCAUCAAAGCGACCCUACGACGCACCUACGCCAGCGGCUUUCGACAACGCUGGCGGUAGUCGUCCAUAUGAUGCUCCCACACCAGCUCUGGGCGGCUCUGCCGCGACACCAGGCGCAGGUGCAUACGGAGAUGGUGACGAUGGCGGUCCGCGAUAUGAAGAGGGGACACCCAGUCCUUGA